Molecule: messenger RNA, 1868 nt
Organism: Alternaria postmessia
Lineage: Eukaryota; Fungi; Ascomycota; Dothideomycetes; Pleosporales; Pleosporaceae
Exons: 2
Source: RefSeq, a predicted model, not a curated record
CAACUCUGGUCAUGAAGCGGACAAAGACAGAAACUUCUUCCUCUGAUGGUGUCGCGGACACUCUUCAGCCAUUAGACAUGAACGAAGAUGAUUCAGAGGCUGAGACUGAGCGACUGCACAACACGCCUCGAAAGCUCGCGCGCACCGCUACAGAGACGUCAUUACUCUCCGAGUCCAUCUACACAAGAACUCCAAGCAAGCUCACGCAUUCCAAAACCAUCGAGCACGAUGAUUCUGCUCCACCCACACCCACUGCCAUUGCAGACGACGCAACCAUGGGCGAAGCACCCACAACCGAGAACCCUGGGGGCUUGCCGCUGGGGGCGGAUAGCAGUAACGAGACAGACCUCGGUUCUCACACACCCAGUGAGGAGACUCACAAGCUACCUCACUACAUGCCUUUCGAAACAUCUUCAUCUCUAAAUUGGGCAAGCAUUCGAUCCCGGCUUCCUGCCGACUGGAUGUGGGAUGUCGAGUACCAUGCCGCGCACGCCAGAUCUGCUAUGCAGGAAGGGUGCUGGAGUUGUACUCCCCUGGAACCAGAUGAACCAAAGCACUAUCCUCUCACCAUCGCUAAAGCUCCAGUGGUGAUUCCGGUGGAAUAUCAGUGGCCUCUUACUGGCGGAGUAGCACCACCACCAGAUCCGCGAGCUACAUCACUUAUCGAUAGUCGGGCUAAGAUACCACUGGAAGCUGUGAGAGAUAUCUUCCUUACCUUUCAAGGUAGUCUGGGGUUCUAUGUUCUGUUGAACGGUCUACUUCAAGUCAUUGUGCCAAAAGACUUCGAUACCAGCUGGGCGUCCUCACACCUUCCACACAAAUUUGGCGGUCUAAAGGUCUGUUACAUCGAACAGAGUCUUGAGCCGACUAUGUUACCGAACAAGAUGCAGAGUAGCAGAACUCUGCCUACUGGGCCCUCGCUCGGAUCCUCGAGCGCUUCAGGAAGCUCUUGGCCCGCUCGCCCGCUCGCUCAAUCUCUCGCUAAUAACCAAUCUCUGAAGCUCAACGACUUCAUAGAGGCUCGCCCAUUGUCCAACCAUAGGAAGGAAAGGUUCUCAGGGCGUAUCAGUCUCAAAGUAGCAAAACAUGGCAUUUCGCUGAUAGUGAUGUCUACUCACGUUAUCACUGAAGCAGUUCUUGCGAAAUCGCACCGUGACACUCUACUUGGUCGGAAACAUGAUGAUCGCUAUCGGAGACUAGACGAUGACUGGAAUGAACACGUUGAGAUAUGGGCUGGCAGCGGAAAGAUUGGCACAAUCUACGAAAGCUUGGAUAAAGAGGCAGAGAUAUAUCCAAACGGCUUUCGUCAUGAUGUCACACUUGUUAAACCUACGUCGCCCAUGGUGGUAAAGGACAUUACAUCUCCUAUACCGGACCUCGGGUGGCUCAAUCAUGACUCUUGGGCUUCGCUCCGCCAGCAAUCAUCAAGUGUCAAGAUUCUAGCGGAUGCUGAAGGUUCCCGAUCAGCGAAGAGCAUCAAAUCUAGCCGACCAUCGGAUGUUCUCGUUGUAGGGGAAGGCAUUUUUCUUAACCAAAAGGCCGCAGCGGGUGGCUCAAAGACUCUCAAAGACCACGAUGCAUCAACAUGGAAGGAUCUCGUGUCGCGCGCUCUCCUGUAUCGUGUGUUUCCUGACUUUGAUCCUCCCAACGGUCAAAGUGGCACCGCGCUCUAUGCAGAUGGCAUAAGAGAAGACGGCACCCAAGGCCCGGGCGUUGUGGGCUUCCAAAGCUUCGUGCAGCGCAGUGGUCAUGUACAGAAUUUCGAGAUGGAAGGUCCUGCGCUCGAGCGGAGAUUGCAGUUGGGAAGAGUGGCGUUCUACGGGGCAUUCGAAGUUCCUGCUGAGCUGAAAAAGUACAAAAUAGUUUGA